AUGAAUACCUCACCAAUGAGUGUUAGUUCUGCUUCACCCAACGGACCAGAUGUAAACCUGUUACCAGCAAGAGACCUAGGUGAAUUUACUGAAAACCCUUCAAUACAGGAGUCGAACCUAGAAGCAGUCAUUCCUAGUCCGGCCACUUACAUAACAGACACACCAGACACACCCACAUUUCAAAUUAUCAAAGGUGGAUCAGCAAAGGGAUCUGAUAUACUCGUAGAAAACGAAGGAUACACAUUUGUCAAAGAUGGCAAACCAAACAGGAACAGCCAACAACGCUGGAGAUGUAGCAUCAGGACCAAGACAGUGAAGUGUCUUGCUUCAGUCAUGCAAAACGGCAAUGAAUUUAAAAGGGGCGCUCAACCGCAUAGUUGUCCAAUUAAAGAAUCUGCCCUGCAUACUGCCAAAAUAAAACUUCACCUAAAGAAAGAAAGUAAAGCUCGACCGUUUGCCUCUGGUUCAACAUUAGUAAAAGAAGCAUUGCUGAAGCACCUCCCGUCAGAUGCACCUACAACUUCUCUGCCGUCUAUGGGAGCACUAGUACGGUCAACAAAUCGGCAACGGCAGAUCAGACGGCCAAAGCAUCCCACUGACCUUUCCUUCGAUUGGGUGCAAGAAGCAUUACCAGAGAACUUUGUACAGCAGGACUUGAGAGUUGGCGCAGCACGUCAUGUAGUAAUGUUCACUACACUUCUGCUUAAUUUACUUGUUAAUGCAAAAACUUGGUACGUGGAUGCCACGUUUAAAGCUGUAAAGAAGCCGUUUCAGCAACUUUGGAGUAUCCAAAAAUUUAUUCAGCAAAAUGAUGCCAUGAAACAGAUCCCACUGGUAUUUGUACUGAUGUCUCGCCGUAUGAAAGAUGACUACAUGAGUGUGCUUAAUUAUCUGCAGGGGAUUUUGAUUAACUCAUCUGUACAGUGUGUCGUCAUGGACUUCGAGGCGGCUGUAUGGGGUGCCUUCAGAUCAGUUUUUCCAGGAGUGAUCUUGCGUGGUUGCAGCUUCCACUGGGGGCAAGCCGUUUGGAGGAAGAUCCAAGAUUUAGGUUUGGCACCAACCUAUAGAGAGAAGCGAAGCACGCAUAAGUUUUUACGGGAACUAAUGUGUUUACCGUUUCUUCCCUUUGAACAUAUCCCACCAGUUUUUAAAGAAUUUUUGGAUCUUCUUGAGCCUCACCAUCCACAAGCACUCCAUCAGCUUCUACAGUACAUUGAAGAAACAUGGAUCGAUGGACCAGUGUGGACACCUGAAAGCUGGAGCGUAUUUGGGCAAAGUGUGAGGACCAACAACGACGUUGAAGGUUGGCAUUACCACUUGAACCACAUAUGUGCACGUGAAAAUGUAAAUAUAUAUGUGCUAAUUGAAGCUUUGCACAAAGAGUGCACAUUCAUUUCCACACAGUGCCAACUAGUGGCUGAUGAAAAAUUACGCCGGUACCAGAGAAAAACCUACAUAAAACACCAACAAAAGAUUUUUGAACUGUGGGACCAGUACAGAAUGAAGGAAAUAACGGCUACAAACAUGUUAAGGAAGCUUUCCAACUUCAUCAGACCAGCAGACUGUUUAAAUAAUAUCUGA
Scylla paramamosain (green mud crab) is the source of this 1581-nucleotide messenger RNA. RefSeq lists its product as uncharacterized. The transcript has a single exon. The coding region runs from base 1 to 1581 and encodes 526 amino acids. NCBI's taxonomy places the organism in Eukaryota, Metazoa, Arthropoda, Malacostraca, Decapoda, Portunidae. The record is from RefSeq and is a predicted model, not a curated record.